Molecule: messenger RNA, 1081 nt
Organism: Arachis duranensis
Lineage: Eukaryota; Viridiplantae; Streptophyta; Magnoliopsida; Fabales; Fabaceae
Product: peroxidase 4
Biological process (GO): response to oxidative stress; hydrogen peroxide catabolic process
Molecular function (GO): heme binding; peroxidase activity
Source: RefSeq, a predicted model, not a curated record
GGUUGUGAUGGAUCUGUGCUACUUGAUGACACAUCCUCUUUCAAAGGAGAGAAGACUGCAGGUCCAAACAAUAAUUCAUUGAGAGGCUAUGAUGUUGUUGAUGCCAUAAAGGCCAAGGUGGAAUCAGUGUGUCCUGGUGUGGUUUCUUGUGCUGAUAUUCUAGCCAUUACAGCUCGAGAUUCUGUUGUUCUUCUUGGAGGGCCUAAUUGGAAUGUAAAACUAGGAAGAAGGGAUUCAAAGACAGCAAGCUUGGCAGCUGCAAACAGUGGUGUGCUCCCACCUCCAACUGCUACCCUCAGCCAACUUAUCUCCAAGUUUCAAGCUGUAGGCCUCUCUACCAAGGACAUGGCUGCCUUAUCUGGAGCACACACAAUUGGGAAGGCAAGGUGCACUGUCUAUAGAACUCGCAUAUACAAUGACACCAACAUUGACAGAACAUUUGCCAAUGCAAGAAAGAAGAAUUGUCCAAUAAUUACUGGAACACCAAAGGACAACAAUGUUGCACCCUUUGACUUUAAAACCCCCAACCAUUUUGACAACAGCUACUACAAAAAUCUCUUGAACAAAAAGGGUCUCCUUCAUUCUGACCAAGAACUCUUCAAUGGAGGAUCCACUGAUUCAUUGGUUAGGACUUACACAAACAAUCAGAAGGCCUUCUUCGCCGACUUCGCGACGGCAAUGAUUAAGAUGGGGAACAUCAAGCCCUUAACUGGUUCACAAGGGAUCAUCAGAAGGAACUGUAGGAGAGCAAAUUAGAAAAAAGAAAAAAAAUCAGAUAAAGAUAAGUUAAGGCCUGUUUGGUUCUUGAUUUUCUGAAUUUUUGAAAGAAUAAAAGCGAAAGCGACGAAAACAAAUAAUAUCUUGUUUCUGUUUUCAUUUUUUCCUUUUGACAACUGAAAAUGAGAACAAAAGUAAAAUAGGCCCUUACUUUUUUAUUUUUUUUAAUUUUUCUUUUGAGUACAUAUACCCCCAAAAGUGGGGGAGGUGAUUUAAACUGUUUAGUUGUUUUUUCUUGCUUUGGAAAUUUGUUUGUUGUAAUCAAAAUAUUGUAAGGAAUAAAUUACAAAGAGUGUUUUGAUAA